Caenorhabditis elegans is the source of this 477-nucleotide messenger RNA. It is a transcript of the gene K02A2.1, whose product is annotated as dienelactone hydrolase family protein. Lineage: Eukaryota; Metazoa; Nematoda; Chromadorea; Rhabditida; Rhabditidae. Gene Ontology annotation, molecular function: hydrolase activity. The transcript has 2 exons. The coding region runs from base 1 to 477 and encodes 158 amino acids. The record is from RefSeq and is marked reviewed.
AUGACUAGCGAUAGAAAUGGAAAGUUGAAACCAAGAUUAGAAGCUGCUUUAAAUGCCUUGAAAUCUGUUCCAUGUGUAGAUAAACAGAAGCUCGGUGCAUUUGGAUUCUGUAUUGGAGGACUGUGUUCCCUGGAUUGUGCUCGUUAUAGAUUUGAUGGAAUUCGAGCUGUUAUAAGUUUUCAUGGGACUCUGACCCCUAUCGAAGGAAUUCCUUUAGAACUGUUAGAUGAUAAUUCUAUUCAAGUUCACCAUGGAGAUGCUGACAAACACGUUUCAAAAGUCACCGUUGACGCAUUCCACGAAGAAAUGAGAGCAAGAAAUUCCGACUUUGUUUUUAUUUCUCAUGGGAAAGCAAUGCAUUCGUUCACUGAUCCUGAGUCUGCUGGAAUUGCCCCAUCUGGAGUCGGUUACGAUGCAAAUGCUGAAAAAAGAUCUUGGAAGGCUACACUAGAGUUUUUGAAAGAAGCUUUUGCAUGA